UCUGCUGGGGCAGCCGCAGGGAGAGGAGAAUGGAAAAUGUCAUAUUAAGUCUGGACCCCUCUGCCCUCCGUCUCUAUGGUAGCACUUCCUGUGUCAUGGCUUCGGCGCCCACAGGCGCAUGCGCGAAGCUGUCCUGUCGCGUCUCUAUGGACGCCGUUUCGCUCGCCCAGCCAGUGCGCAGGCGCAGCAGAGGGAGCGGGAAACGCUGUCGGAAUGGAGUCUCCGCGGGGCCAGUUCCCGACCCUGACCGCGCAGGAGAAGGCGCAGCUGAAAGAGAAGUUGGCUUUACUGAAAAGAGAAUACAGCAAAACAUUCCACAGGUUGCAGCGUGCUGAAAGAGCUGAAAAAGUCAAAAACUAUGUCAAGAAAACAGUCGCAAAGCAAAACCUGUACCUUAUGCAGGAGGAAGCUGAAAAGGACCUUGCAGAAUGCAUCAGCCAGACAUCUCCAGAUGGUUCCUGCUCCGAGAAGUGCAGUGCAAAAUCGACAUCUGUUGCCUUCAAGCCUGAGCCCUUCAGCCUAGGCUGCUUGCCAGAAAACUCAACUUCUCUGUGUAGCAACCAGGGCCGCAAACGGGUGCUCUUUAGUCCCGUGGGGUCUGUUCCUGAGAGAAGCCAGGAUCUUGUGUCAAGAAGCAGAACUAAAGAGCGACAGAGAGCAUCACUGGCUUUGGGGGAGGGAGGAGGAUCUCUGUGUGAAGCCACCCGGAGAAAUGCUGCAUGCCAGCCAGGGUGUGAAACGGCCAGUGUCAAGGGCUCCAGGUCGCCGGUCUUCACGAGAAGCAGCAUUUUGGAGCCUGACCCUGACAUCCCAAAGGCCUCUUCAGUGGUCACAGUUAAAGGAAGAGGCACUGAUGUUCCUCCUGUGUUACUGCCGCUGGGAAGUUUCCAGGAAACACCUGGGAAACCCAACUUUCCUGGAGAAUCCCAUCCAUCUCUUCUUGCCCUGUCGUAUGAAAACCAGGAGCCCACACCUGAGCAUCUUUGUGAGGAAGGAAUCUCUGCAAACGCGCAGAAUGAAUCUCCCCAGAUGGCACAAGCACGGAUGGAUGAGGAAGAGCCAGGCAGGCUGGCAGAUUUAGCUGUGACCAGGGGGACUUCCCAGGGAGACCCAACUGCCCCUCAUGCUUGUGGGGAUGAAAUGCAUAAACAAGGAAGCCAAUGCCAGGCGUCUCAGAGCUCAGUCCUUGGUCAUGGAGACUCUCCUACCAGCAAGCCAAGUGAAAAGGGUUUAGGGGAUCGGCUUGAAGAAACUGGGUCUCCCCUCCUGGAGGGGUCUGCUGCCACACCUGCCAAGGAUGUGCUUGGCUCUUGCACAGUGGUUGAGGGUCUUCUGUUUCCUGUUGAGUAUUAUAUAAGGACGACACGGCGAAUAUCCAGCCACCAGAGGGAGGUGAACUUGGUGGCCGUCAUUCAAAGCCAGCUGGGGAAAAGUCGGAAAGGGCAGAGAAUUAAGAGUAAGGAGAGGAACACAGAUCCAGCCCUGUCGUCCUUCCAUGGGCCGGCAGAAAGUGAUGAGCGACUGAGGGCUGUUCCUUCCUCACUUCCUGGUGCCGAUGCAAGUCCUGGAAAGGAAGCUCCUCCUCCGCAGUCUCUCUGUAACGAAAGCACAGCUUCUGGCAGAGGCCUUGCGCACAGGACGGGUCUUUCUCAGCACAGAAGAAGGGGAAGGCCAAGAAGGAGGUCUCACCGUAGAGCGUUGUCCUGCUUGUCGCAAGACCCAGCAGAGGACUUGGAGCUGGCCAUUCCCAAGGGGGACGGCUGUCUCGCGUUGAGAGAAGCUCAAGAAAUGAAGGAAAGCUUUCGACGCAAGGCCGGGGUGCUCAGCGAGACAGCCAGCGGCAGCAUGGAAGCAAAACAGAAUGGCUGGAAAUGGCCGACAGUGUCUUCCCUUUCUGCUGCCGUACCCCAUAAGGCUGAGGUGGCGAAUGUGGGGGCUGGGGCUGGCGCCAGCUUUGUAGGGAGCCUGGAAGGAAACAGUGAGACGUGUCUUCCUGAGAGUCAGCCUCCUGGGCCGAGUGGGGCCAGUCUGGUGCAAGCGGGUGAAGUGUCCUUGCCUCACUGUGAGACCCUGGCUGCCUUCCUGAAAGGCAAGGGGCUGAGAGCGUCCCAAGGUAGAAGAGGAGCUGGCCCGCCGGUGAGGUCUUGGGAUCCUGUUUCUCUUUGCCUCUCUGGGACAGAUGCUGGCAAAUUCCCUCUUCCUUUUCAUGCCAAGGAUAAUAAGGCGUCCAGUCUGAAGUGGCUGCCUUGUAGCUUGGACCUCCAAGAAUUCCACCUACCUGAAGAUGAAUUUGGGCUCCUUAAAUUGGAAAAGCUCAAAGCCAGUGCUGUGAAUCCACUGGAGAGUUUUGACAGUGGCAAGUCAGCUGAGUGCCUCCCGUAUGCUGGCGAAAGCACCCUUGACAAAGGAUCGGCACUGGAAGAGAAUCUCAUUCCUCUAGAGCAAGAGGCACCAAUCCGGGCACCCUUUCCAGGUCUUCCUGAGCUGCUCUCCUCUCCUGCCUUGGAGGGUGUGAGCAGUCUGCCAGAGUCCCAGCUGCCUGCCCCAGUUUUCCCCCUUGUGGGGGCAACCCCGGCCUCCCAGGCCUUGCCGCUCACAUUUUGUGAAUCUGCUGUGCAAACACAAGCAUGCCCCGCAAGUGCGCCAGGUGACUUUACAGGUGCUUCUGCCUUGUCGAGGAGCGGGCAGGAGGAGAAGGAGCGACGUGGCCGAAGGACGCCUUCAUUGUCGCCAGGCCAAAAGGGAGUGAGCUGGGACCCUGGUGAGGCUGUUGGGAGCUUUGGGGAGGAGAGGCAGCUGCCAGCGGGCGAGUCUGUUGAACCCUUCAGGGAAUCUCCCACACAGAGUGGAAUACCAGUAGAAGACCCAGCAGAGGACAGCCAGAGGAAAGGGAGCUUACGGAUGACCUCAGAAUUAAAGAGUUGCUCUGGUUCGUCUUCAGUGGAUGUGGGCACCGUGUGGUGGGAAGCUGCUGGCUUCACGGAGUUGUGUAUCGUGACAGCUAGCGAGGCUUCCGUUUCCCUUUGGAGGCACCUGGAGCCCGGGCACUGGGGCGCAGUGUACACCUGGCACUUCACAAAGGUUCCAGUCAUCCAGAUUGUCCCUCUGCCCGGUGUCAAGAGCCUUGUAUGUGUUGCACUGGGAGGUCUGGAGAUCGCAGAAAUCAGGUUCUUGUUCCAGUCUUCUGAAGAUGGCUGCGUUGAAGAAUCACUUAUGAAAGCUGGAAACAUAAACACUGUUCUUGGACUGAAGAACAGCAGGCUGGUGGUCAGUGGCUGUGGGUCCCUCCAAGAGCAAGAAGUGGAAGUCUUCUCUUUCUCUGAGGCAGGAAGGAGCAAUGGGAGGCAGGCUUUGAUGCCUCCUGAAGAGACCGUUUUGGCUUUUGCUGAAGUGGAUGGGAUGCCAGAGGCUUUAGUUGGCAUCACCACCUUGAACUCUUUGGUGAUCUGGAACCUGAGAACAGGUCAGCUGCUGAGGAAGGUGCCCCUUGGCUGCUGCUACCCACAAUCUGUCUGCCACAAGGCCUACUCUGACUCGGGCCUCCUGUUCGUAGUUUUGAGUCACCCGCAUGCCAAGGAGAGCAAGUCAUGUGGGAACCCUGCCUUCCAGGUAGUUGCACUCAACCCCAAGACAGCGAGGAGCACCAGGCUAAUGUUCUUAUCACUUCCCAUGGGGAUCGCAGGAAGGUACUCGGAAGGUGAAGUGAAGGGUGCUUCAGCAGCAGCUGUGCUAACAUCUGGAACCAUUGCGGUGUGGGAUUUAUUUCUGGGACAGUGCACAGCUGUGCUGCCCCCCAACCCUGAGGGCAGCUGGUCUCUUGUCAGGUGGUCGGUCACAGAUACCUGUUUGCUGGCUGGGCAGAAAGAUGGCAAUGUUUACAUCUACAGUUACACAGGAAGCUCACACUCUGGUUUGAGGAACUCUCUCAGUUAGAAGAGUUGCUUUGGACAAAAUUUCCUGUAUUUGAAGAACUUCCCAGGACUAGAUCAUUUUCUCUGAGAGGCCAAAUGCUUUCA
Rhineura floridana is the source of this 4016-nucleotide messenger RNA. It is a transcript of the gene PALB2, whose product is annotated as partner and localizer of BRCA2. Bases 76 to 3933 code for a protein of 1285 amino acids. The transcript has 13 exons. Gene Ontology annotation, cellular component: nucleoplasm. Lineage: Eukaryota; Metazoa; Chordata; Lepidosauria; Squamata; Rhineuridae. Gene Ontology annotation, biological process: double-strand break repair via homologous recombination. Gene Ontology annotation, molecular function: DNA binding; protein binding. The record is from RefSeq and is a predicted model, not a curated record.